Messenger RNA from Pterocles gutturalis (yellow-throated sandgrouse), 762 nucleotides. Its product is annotated as fizzy-related protein homolog. NCBI's taxonomy places the organism in Eukaryota, Metazoa, Chordata, Aves, Pterocliformes, Pteroclidae. Gene Ontology annotation, biological process: positive regulation of ubiquitin protein ligase activity; positive regulation of anaphase-promoting complex-dependent catabolic process; anaphase-promoting complex-dependent catabolic process. Gene Ontology annotation, molecular function: ubiquitin ligase activator activity; protein binding; anaphase-promoting complex binding. The record is from RefSeq and is a predicted model, not a curated record. Gene Ontology annotation, cellular component: anaphase-promoting complex. The transcript has 6 exons. The annotation marks the transcript as partial.
GGGAACUUGGUAGCUGUUGGCACUCACAAAGGCUUUGUACAGAUCUGGGAUGCAGCUGCAGGAAAAAAGCUCUCCAUGCUAGAGGGGCACACGGCCAGAGUCGGUGCCUUGGCGUGGAAUGCGGACCAGCUCUCUUCUGGGAGUCGUGACAGGAUGAUCCUUCAGAGGGACAUCCGCACCCCACCCCUGCAGUCUGAGCGGCGGCUCCAGGGCCACAGGCAGGAGGUCUGUGGGCUCAAAUGGUCUACGGACCACCAGCUCCUGGCCUCUGGAGGAAAUGAUAAUAAGCUCCUUGUCUGGAAUCACUCCAGCCUGAGUCCUGUCCAGCAAUACACAGAGCAUCUUGCAGCAGUAAAAGCUAUUGCCUGGUCUCCACACCAGCAUGGACUCCUUGCCUCCGGCGGUGGGACAGCUGACCGCUGCAUACGCUUCUGGAACACGCUCACGGGGCAGCCUUUGCAGUGCAUCGACACUGGGUCGCAAGUGUGCAACCUGGCCUGGUCGAAACACGCCAAUGAGCUGGUGAGUACCCACGGCUACUCGCAGAACCAGAUCCUCGUCUGGAAAUACCCCUCAUUAACUCAAGUAGCAAAGCUAACGGGGCACUCCUACCGAGUCUUGUAUCUGGCAAUGUCUCCUGAUGGGGAGGCCAUAGUUACAGGAGCUGGAGAUGAAACCUUGCGCUUCUGGAACGUCUUCAGUAAAACUCGCUCGACAAAGGAGUCUGUAUCUGUCCUCAACCUCUUCACCAGGAUACGAUAA